AUGGCCACAUCUGGCAGGAUCAGUUUUACGGUGAGGAGCAUUUUGGAUUUACCAGAGCAGGAUGCUAAUAGCAUAAAGCAAGCCUCUGACCAUCACCACUCAGCGGAGAACUACACCGGCUCGCCGUACCGAGGGUGGAUAGAAACAGACAGAAAUCACUAUCCCUCUUCCGACGAGAGCGGCCCGGAGCCGAGCUUGCCCGACUCCACCCAAAGGUCGCUCCCCGCCCGCGGCUCGGAGGCCGAGGAGAAGAAGAAGAAGCGGCGGGUGCUCUUCUCCAAGGCGCAGACGCUGGAGCUGGAGCGGCGGUUCCGGCAGCAGCGGUACCUCUCGGCGCCGGAGCGGGAGCAGCUGGCCCGGCUGCUGAGCCUCACCCCCACGCAGGUGAAGAUCUGGUUCCAAAACCACCGCUACAAGAUGAAGCGGGCGCGGAGCGAGGGCCCCGGCAGCCCCCCGCCGCGCCCGCCCGCCCUGCUGCGCCGGGUGGUGGUGCCGGUGCUGGUGCGGGACGGCGAGCCCUUUUGCCGCAAGCAUCUCGCUGCAAACCCCGUGAUAUUUCCUGUGGGAAGCGGGAGCCCGGAGUCCCCCGUCCCCGGAGGCUCCCCGGAUUUUCGUUUUGGGCGGCGGUGCCCGGCGCCGGCCGAGGCCCCGGAGGCUGGGGCGCAGGUUUUCCUCCGGCCAGCCAGCCGCCGUUCAUUGCUCUCCUCUUUAGAGCCGCUAAGGCAGGAUCCAGAGUUAAGACAAUCUUCCCGCUACUCUGUCUCUGUUCCAAAGAUCGGCUGGGGAAGGGUAGCCAAGAGAAAAUAG
This is a messenger RNA of Haliaeetus leucocephalus (bald eagle), 807 nucleotides long. It is a transcript of the gene NKX2-8, whose product is annotated as NK2 homeobox 8. The transcript has 3 exons. The coding region runs from base 1 to 807 and encodes 268 amino acids. Gene Ontology annotation, biological process: regulation of transcription by RNA polymerase II; cell differentiation. The record is from RefSeq and is a predicted model, not a curated record. Lineage: Eukaryota; Metazoa; Chordata; Aves; Accipitriformes; Accipitridae. Gene Ontology annotation, cellular component: nucleus. Gene Ontology annotation, molecular function: DNA-binding transcription factor activity, RNA polymerase II-specific; RNA polymerase II cis-regulatory region sequence-specific DNA binding.